CCCGCGCCUGGCCUCCGCUGGCUCCCACUGAACCCGAGGGGCGUGGAGCGGCCCCUCCCUCGGGGGCGUGCCCCCUUUCCCCGCCCCCCGCGCUAGGGUAUGGCCCCCGGCCCAGCCCGGGACCCCAGGUCCCGCGCCCGGGCCCGUGAAAGCUGUUUUCCCGCUCCCGCCCGCCCGGCCUCGCCCGCUAGCACCAUGGGAUGUAAUAUGUGCGUGGUCCAGAAACCGGAGGAGCAGUACAAAGUGAUGCUUCAGGUGAACGGGAAGGAGCUCUCCAAGCUGUCUCAGGAGCAAACCCUGGAGGCCCUGCGCUCCUCCAAGGAGCCCCUGGUGAUCCAGGUGCUGAGACGCAGCCCCCGCCUCCGGGGGAACAGCUCCUGCCAUGAGCUGCAGCUGGUGGACAGCGGCACUCAGACCGACAUCUUCGAGCAUAUCAUGGCGCUGGGCAAGCUGCGCCCGCCCACCCCGCCCAUGGAUCUGGAGCCGGACGUCCUGUCUGAGCUCCCCCCCAUCAGCCAUGAGUAUUAUGACCCGGCGGAGUUCAUGGAGGGCAGCCCACAGGAGGCAGACCGUAUGGACGAGCUGGAGUAUGAGGAAGUGGAGUUGUACAAGACCAGCCACCGGGACAAGCUGGGCCUCAUGGUGUGCUACCGCACAGACGACGAGGAGGACCUGGGCAUCUACGUUGGAGAGGUGAACCCCAACAGCAUUGCAGCCAAAGAUGGCCGGAUCCGCGAGGGGGACCGCAUCAUCCAGAUUAAUGGCGUGGACGUGCAGAACCGGGAAGAGGCGGUGGCCAUCCUGAGCCAGGAGGAGAACACCAACAUCUCCCUUCUGGUGGCGCGGCCGGAGAGCCAGCUGGCGAAGCGGUGGAAGGACAGUGACCGGGAUGACUUCCUAGACGACUUCGGCCCUGACAACGAGGGGGACCUGCGUGCACGGAAGCUGAAAUCCCCGCCUGCCCAGCAGCCUGGAAACGAAGAGGAGCAAGGGGCCCCCAGUGCAGGCCCGGGCCUCAGCAACAGCCAGGAGCUGGACAGUGGGGUGGGCCGCACCGACGAGAGCACGCGUAACGAGGAGAGCUCAGAGCAUGACCUGCUCGGGGAUGAGCCCCCGAGCACGACCAACACGCCUGGGACCCUGCGCAAGUUUGGCCUGCAAGGGGACGCCCUGCAGAGCCGCGACUUCCAUUUCAGCAUGGACUCUCUGCUGGCCGAGGGGGCGGGGCUGGGGGGUGGCGACGUGCCCGGGCUCACCGAUGAGGAGUACGAGCGCUACCGGGAGCUGCUGGAGAUCAAGUGCCACCUGGAGAACGGCAACCCGCUGGGCCUCCUUUUCCCGCGGGCCUCUGGCGGCAACAGCGCCCUGGACGUGAACCGCAACGAGAGCCUGGGCCACGAGAUGGCCAUGCUGGAGGAGGAGCUGCGGCACCUGGAGUUCAAGUGCCGCAACAUCCUGCGGGCGCAGAAGAUGCAGCAGCUGCGGGAGCGCUGCAUGAAGGCCUGGCUGCUGGAGGAGGAGAGCCUGUAUGACCUGGGGGCCAGCGAGCCGAAGAAGCACGAGCUGUCCGACAUCUCCGAGCUGCCUGAGAAGUCGGACAAAGACAGCACCAGCGCCUACAAUACUGGGGAGAGCUGCCGCAGCACCCCGCUGCUGGCGGAACCCCUGCCCGAGAGCCCCUUAAGGCGGGCCGCCACUGGCAACUCCAACUUGAACCGGGCCCCCUGUGGCCCUCCUGUCGCCACCCACCCCAAGACAGCUCUUCCACCAGGUAGCCCCGCCAAGUUCCGAUCCCUCUCGCGGGAUCCUGAGGUGGGGCGGAGACAGCACUCAGAGGAGCGGGUUCGCCGUGGUCCCAAGACGGGGAUGACCCUGGAGCGCGUGGGCCCCGAAGGCAGCCCUUACCUCUCACGUCGCCACCGAGGCCAGGGCCAGGAGAGCGAGCAGUACCACAGCUGUGUGCAGCUGGCCCCGCCGCGCAGCCUGGAGGAGCUGGGCCACAGCCCCUUGAGUUUGGCCGGUGCUCCCCGAGUGGGUGGCGCCGUGGCUGCGGCCCCUGAGGCACCCCGCAUGGAGUGGAAGGUGAAGGUGCGCAGUGACGGGACCCGCUACGUGGCCAAGCGGCCGGUGCGUGAUCGCCUCCUGAAAGCUCGGGCCCUGAAGAUCCGGGAGGAGCGCAGCGGCAUGACCACCGAUGACGACGCGGUGAGCGAGAUGAAGAUGGGGCGCUACUGGAGCAAGGAGGAGCGCAAGCAGCACCUGAUCCGCGCCCGCGAGCAGCGGAAGCGGCGUGAGUUCAUGAUGCAGAGCCGGCUGGAGUGCCUGCGCGAGCAGCAGAGCGCCGACGGCAAGGCCGAGCUCAACAUCAUCGCCCUGAGCCACCGCAAGACCAUGAAGAAGCGGAACAAGAAGAUCCUGGACAACUGGAUCACCAUCCAGGAGAUGCUGGCCCACGGCACGCGCUCUGCCGACGGCAAACGGGUCUACAACCCGCUGCUCUCCGUCACCACCGUCUGAGGCGCCCGGCCGGGGGCCUUCCGGCACCUGGGCCUCCCUGUCCCUUCACAUCUGGGGUGUCUGUGUGUGCGCGGGACUCUGGCGCCAGAGAAGUCCACGAGAAGUAGUGACCGUGUCGGCGGCUGGCGCGGGGGACACCCUUGAGUUGUGUGUGCGCGUGUGCCACGUGAGCCCACGUUCACACAUGCACACGCACACACCCCUCUGGUGUGCGCUCCCCGCGGGGACUAGGGGUUGCUGGAGGAGCCAAAGAGGAGCGCAGGGAGGACGGGCUGCCUCAAGCACAGGAGACUGGCUGCCUUCAGCUGCGGUCUCUCCCUGCCAGCCUGCGUUACUUGUGGCCAGGGCACCCUGGGUUUUAUGAUUUACCCCCCUUUCUGUGCUUGCCAAUCCUUGUUUUUCUGUUGUGUGGACCUGCUUGGGGGCUGGCAGCUUCUCGGGCAGCCUGACGACGGUGGGGUCCCCGAGUGAUGGCUGGG
Molecule: messenger RNA, 2996 nt
Organism: Talpa occidentalis (Iberian mole)
Lineage: Eukaryota; Metazoa; Chordata; Mammalia; Eulipotyphla; Talpidae
Gene: PDZD4
Product: PDZ domain containing 4
Molecular function (GO): protein binding
Source: RefSeq, a predicted model, not a curated record